AUGCAAAACCAACAAGUAGAAGAUAGACUUUUAAGUAAUGCUGAAUUAAUGUCAUUACUAAAUCACAAAGUUAAAAAAAAUAUUGACUUAACAAGUUUUGAGUAUUUUAUAUAUCGAGAACAUGAAACACAAACAGCACGACCAUUAUAUCAUAAACGUAGAUUAUUAAGACUUGCUGAAUAUCUUAAACAAUUUGACUUUACUCCCCAAGAAAAAAUAGUUAUUGCAAACUAUCCACCAACAAGUCUUGUUGAAUUUUAUUCAGUUGUACCAAAUCCAUCACAAUUUAGUGAUGAAGAAGCAAAUAAAUUUAUGAAAGAUAUAGAAGAAAUAAUGCAAAUGGAAUUAUCACCAGACCAACCAAAAAAAAUAUUUAAUCAAAAAGAAGAAGAUGAAUAA
Entamoeba dispar SAW760 is the source of this 399-nucleotide messenger RNA. RefSeq lists its product as uncharacterized. Gene Ontology annotation, molecular function: nucleotide binding. Bases 1 to 399 code for a protein of 132 amino acids. The record is from RefSeq and is a predicted model, not a curated record. The transcript has a single exon. Lineage: Eukaryota; Evosea; Mastigamoebida; Endamoebidae. Gene Ontology annotation, biological process: DNA-templated transcription initiation. Gene Ontology annotation, cellular component: RNA polymerase complex.